Astyanax mexicanus (Mexican tetra) is the source of this 4015-nucleotide messenger RNA. RefSeq lists its product as uncharacterized. The coding region runs from base 120 to 1472 and encodes 450 amino acids. The record is from RefSeq and is a predicted model, not a curated record. The transcript is spliced from 3 exons. Lineage: Eukaryota; Metazoa; Chordata; Actinopteri; Characiformes; Acestrorhamphidae.
ACUCCUGACCUACACACACACACACACACACACACACACUUUCAUUUACCAGUAAGUGAAACUAACUCGUAACUCCUCAGUCCUGCAGGAUCUGCUCUCCUGUCCAAGCCUGUCUCACUAUGGAGGAACUUCCUGCGCAAGUACUGAGAUCAUCCAUCGCUUUCCUUGCUGGGUCUGUCUCUGGACUCACCCUGGCUCUGGUUCUGAUCGGAUCAGUAGACGAUGCAUCAGAGUAUCCAGGAGCUGCAAUGCUCACGUACGCUGUUCUAGCUGCAGCGAUGGUUGCGUCGAUGUGUGGAUUCAUGAUUCCUAUGGAUUUAGUUGCUGAGAAAUGGAGGGACUUUUUAAAUAGUCAUGUGACUCAGAGGUCGAUUAGGUUUAUUUGUAGAGUUCUGAGAGAAGCGAAGGCCAUGACGGUGCUGGGGGUUGUGUUAACGUUAGGGAACAUGUUUUUGGGGGUGUUUGAGCUCUCUAGGGAUCUGAUCACUGAACUGGGAGUUCUUAUUGCUUUUUUGUCAGAGAUUUCGACGUUUUCCACAGCGAUCUCAGCGAUUGUGGUGGUUUUUCUGCAGGUUCAGGCUUUAGAGCACUGGGAUGGAAGUAUGAGGCCUGUUUGGUUGGCGAUGUUGGUUUUGAUGGUCUUUGCUUUGUGGAACAUUUUGAGUAGGGUAGGUAAAGUUGCGAAUGCUUUUAUAGCGGCGUGUCUAGCCUGUUUUUACGCGUCACUGCUUGCACUGAUGAUCAUUUUGACGCCUGUAUUAAUUUCUAUGCACUGUUUGAGCGGUUGGCUUGUAAUGGCUGUAGGUUCUGCAACUGUUGUUACUCUACAAGGUGGAGUAGGACCAGCUGCUGUUACCAUACCUUACAUUUUACUGAGUCUAAGCCAAGCAGACACAAAGUUAAGCCAUGGCUUUUGGUUCUUGGCGUUUCUCUUUGCGGCAAACUCCAAUGUAUACUCAAUGGAUUUAAACCCAAAGAGUGUUGAAUCUUUGCUCUAUAUUCGUAAAUUAGCUUUGUUAUUUGGAGUACCAGUAAUAAUUGCUAUAUCUUCUGUAGUAGCCGUGCAGAUUCUCAUAAGUAGAGUACCUAAUAAUGGAGGUAGACUCCUGGCAUGGGCAGGUAAAGGUGCAGCACUGGGAUCAGCAAUAGCUUUACGAAUGUUUGGAGAAACCUUGAUAUCCUACGGUUUGGUAAGCUUCAUGUUCGUAUGGAUAACUUGCCUUUGUUUUUUCCACAACGCCCAAAAUCUUCACGUAUCUCAACUCAAAGGCAUGCACAUCGCUACCUUCGUCAUUGGGUGUGGCGUUGCUCUGUUCCCGAACCACUGGGGCUUGGUAAUGACUGGUCUCGUGCUCUAUACAGCAAUUAAGACUCUAAAACUACUGCUGGCACUGGAGGAGGAGGACGAGGACAUCACGACGCUUCCAGGAAGAGAUAAAAUAAUAAACCAAGAGGAAUACGGCUUUGAGUAGAAGAACAUGAGUACAAUAUAUAAAAGCUGGAAACACAGAAGCUCCUUCAGUGACUGGUAAUCUGCACCAACACCACCAGCACAGGAUGAAGCUCCACCUUUUUUUGCUCUUUUCUAAAAGAUCAAUAGUCUUCAGUCCUCAUCCCGAAGAACUGCACUAUGUGGACAAAAGUGUUGGGACUCCUGUUUAUUCAUUGUAUCUUUUUAAAAAAAAUCAAGAGUCUAUCUUGCAUUGCUGUGAGGAUUUGAUUGCACUCACUCCAUCAUUCCAGAGAACACAGUUCCACUGUUCCAUAGAUCAAUACCCUGGUGAAAAAAAAUAUACUUAAUUGUACUUAAAGUAUGCUGUAAAUAUACUAACAGAUUUAUGUACUUACUCAAAAUAUAUCAAAUGUUUGAAAGUUAACUUUGAUCAUAGUUUUUAAAAAGUACAAUAUAGUGCAUUUUUUAAAUCAAUACGACUAUAAAGUACUUCCAAAUAUACUAUAUAUUUCCAAAUAUAUAUUUCCAAAUAUACUUUUGUACAUUUUCAACAAAAUGUGUUAAAAACAGCUGUUAGAGUAGUUCACUUAAAGUACAACGUAUCAUGUAACUUUUUAGAAAGUUAAUUAAAUUACUACAUUGGUAAAAUGUUUAAAAUAUAUAUUUAGGUAUUACAUUAAUAUAAAUAUAGAUAAAAUGUAUUUUAAUUCUUUGAAAUUAUAAUUAGGAAAAUAUAAAUAUUAGUCAAUUAUAGGAGACAGUGUUAAAUAACAUUUAAACACAUUUAAAUGGCAAAUACAAAAUAAAUAAAUCAAUUUGUACAGUAUAUUAUAUAUAUUGUUUUAUACUCCAAGAAGUAUAUUAGAUGUGUGCUACUUACAAAAGACAGGAAUAAGAAGCAUAUUUGUACUUUAAUAUAAAUAGAUUACAUAUAUUUAACAUCAAUUCUUAGAACAUUUCUAAUAUACCUGGUGUAUAAUAAAUAGUGAUACAGUUGUUAUACUAACUAAAUGAAUUAUGAUUUUACUGUGGGCAUAUUUAAAAUAUGUUUACAGUAAACGUAUAUGAAGUAGUUUAAAUGUUAAAAUGUUACUUAAGUAGUAUAUUUUCAAUAAUUCAAUUUAAGUACAGUUAAGUACACUUAGCUCAAUUUAAGUAAAACUUUUGUAUUAUUUUUAUACUGUAAUUAAAGUAUAAUAAGUACAAAAAAGAGUUGUUCUAUUUUAGCACUCUUUAAAUAUACUGAUUAAUAAUAAAGUGGCUACAAGAACACUUCAGUGCACUAUAGCAUAAUAAUGCUUUGUAUACUUUAAUCUACUUUUAUUUACUAGGGUAGAUAGAAUAGAUUGAUGCUUAUAAAUGUGUUUAUUGAUCUUAUCCAGGAAGUCCUGUUUAUUCUAUUGGCAAUACUUCUGUCUCUACAGGAACUAAAUGUAGACGUGUGUAUCUGUAUUCAGCAGUAGAUGGCGCUCACUCUCUCUAAGAAAAUACAGUUAAAGCUGAUAAUGUGCACAGUAAGCACAGCAGCAGUGAAAUGACUCAUGACUCAUUUUAGCUUUUUUUACUUAAUAUUUUACAUUUAUUUUAUUUUUUAUUAUUUCUUCAGAUUUCAAUUCAUGGCUUCCUUUCCUUUAAUGUGCUUUGUAGCUUUGUGUACUCUUUAAAAGACUGUGUACUAUAUUAUGUGCAUAAACCUUUAUGUGAUUGGAAACACAUUUAAUCAUAGAUAAGUAUUGUAAUAUUACAUAAAUUUGUAUGUCAUUUAAGAAAGAAAAAUAAUACUGUAUAAAUUAUAUAUUUUUCUCAGUCAAAAACAAGAAGUGAUUGUAUUUUUUUAUUAUUAAAAUAACACUCAAAUAACAAUAACAGUCAGGUUGUAAAAUUACAGAUACAGGUGCUCACUAUUUACUAAAGGAAAAAAAAUCAGUUCCAAAUACAGUAAUGAUUCAAAAACAAUACAAUACAGAUGAAAUAAUACAGAUUUUGGGUAAAUAUUCUUUGGACUGAUGAAACAAAACUGGAACUUUUUGGAAGGUGUGUGUCCCGUUACAUCUGGCGUAAAACUACAAUAUACUUUCAGAAAAAGAACAUUAUACUGAACAAUGUAAAACAUGGUGGUGGUAGUGCGUGGGAGGGUCUGGGGCUACUGGACUUUAACUUGCUGUAAUUGAUGGAAUCAGGAAUUCUGCUGUUUAUCAGACAAUCCUGAAGGAGAAUCAGAAUCCGUCCAUCUGUUCGUGACCCUUAAGUCCACCUCUUAAAAAGCAGGCAGUUCAUCUUCCAAUGAGUCUGAAUUAAAAAUAUUCUGUAAAGAAGAGUGGAACAAAAUUCCUCCACGGAGAUGUGAAAGACGCGUUGCGAGUUAUUGGUAAAGAUUGAUUGCAGUUUUUGCUGCCAACAGUGACACAACCAGAUUUUUUUUCCACACAGGCCCAUGUUGAUUUGAAUUAAUUUUUUUCACUUGAUAAAUGAAAUCAUCAUUUAUUUUUUUAAACUGCUUUUUAUGUAUAGUCAGGUUAUCUUGGUCUGAAAUUAAAAUGUAAAAUCUAAAACACUUUUUCA